ACACGAAGUCUCGGCGGCGAGGUCGUGGAGGUAGGAGCGCCCACAGUUUGUUUUUAAACGGGUGGAACCUGGAGACGCGGGGUGCGAGGGCACCUUGUCGGAAGCCUGCAAGCCUUGCAGGCGACAUUAUUGUUCUCUGCUGCCUGUGAUUCUUGGACAGAAGAAUCGUACAGCAGGUGUCAUGGAGUCCCCUCACGCACCAGUCACACGAAUGAGCCAAGCUGCCAAACGGAGGAAACUCAGAAUACUCAGCAUUAAGCCAGUCCUGGACGAGAGGCCAGUCGUACACGAGCACCUGCGCAGGUCGUCUGUGGUGUACGCCAAGAACUCACCCCGGGUGGCGAAGACGGAGCUAGCGAGGAACAUUGGGAAGCUGCGACUAAAGGAUUGGGUUCGCUACGGAUGGAGUCUUCCACCCGUACACGGGUCGUCUGGCAGACGCGAGCGCCACCUGCAGACGUCAUCGCAACGUCCGCGAACAGUUGUGGCCUCGUCUCUAGAAGCCAGGGAGAGCGCUGAGUUCGAGUCCACCAAUGGGGGAGAGACAACUCGGUCAUUGCCUCCCCUGCGACGAACCCCUCUGGGCCAACCAAUGCUGCGACGGCCCACGGUCUGCUGGCCCGAGUCUGGGAGGGAGGUAACUCACGGAGACGACUUGCUGCACAUGCUGGGCAACUACUUGGACCUCAAGCCCAUCACAGAAGGAGACCAGCUUCCUGGCGGCUCUGACGAAUUCUACUCCACACACUACCCGUUGCUGCUGGAAAAGAAGUUUGACGACGAGCAGCUGGAAAAAGUGGUCAACCACCGGCAGCUUGUUGGCCGCGUGUCCAGCCAGGAGAAGCGGCGAGCAGAAGUGGCCAGUCGUUGUCGUCUGCUAGAGGUCGCGCUCACCCAGCUGGAACGAGGAACCGGUGACCCGGGUGACAGUGACGUACUAGAGCCGGUAUUCGUCACGGAGUUACGUCACGAGACCUUCGACCCCAGACGUUGGCCUUGGAACACUGACCGUUAUUCCAGGGGAGUGAACUCCGAUGAUCCGAGGCUGUGAACGGUCGUCGAUCAUCACAUCUUGUGAAUAUUUCACACAAACGUUUAUUCACUGCAAGUCACUUCACAGUACGUGAACUGUUUACUCUUCCAGUUGGCGAUGGUGGCUCCCCCUCUUCAUGUGUCGAGUGCAGUGAGUUACCCGUAUGUUCAUUCCUCCAGUGUGUCUACAGCGGGUACAGGAAUUCUUGGAAACUCUGGUGCCGAUCGCUGGAUAGUGGAAUGUGUUAUUUCUAAUCAGAAAAAGAUGUUUACCUUUUGUGAUGAUUCAAGCACAGGCAGUCGAGAUUAAGUCUGUGUCAAAAUAUUUAACUUUUGUUGUUAAAGUGAAAAAUUGGAGCAAA
Molecule: messenger RNA, 1394 nt
Organism: Pomacea canaliculata
Lineage: Eukaryota; Metazoa; Mollusca; Gastropoda; Architaenioglossa; Ampullariidae
Exons: 5
Coding region: 182-1051 (289 amino acids)
Source: RefSeq, a predicted model, not a curated record